UGCACAAGGUUGUGUGUAAUCAGAGAUAGCACGGAGGUUUAUUGUACUGGGUCAUAACUGUAAUAUGAGAACAUUUCACUUCUGAGAAAAUCUCUGCUUUUUUUCUUAGGAUCAGAUAAAAUAAGUUGUAUUUAAAUGUAGUCACUUUCAGACGCAGGUGACAAUUCGGGAGCUGUGUGCUCCGGACAAAGAAAGAAGGGCCCUUGUCACCAGGUGUGAACCUAGCAGGAGAGUUGCACAUUUGUAACUUCCUCACAUAAACAUAAGACCCCCCCCUCAUCAGGCAUCUCUCAGCAGUGUAACUCUGAAUGUAAGAAGGCGGCAGGAGUUUCAUUAUGAAGCGUUGCUCAGUUUCUGACUUUAGAACCCUCGCUGGGGUCGGUGUGUUCUUGGCUGUUUGUGUCACCAUUGCUGUGCUCUGUCUGACCCUGGGACGGACCCCUAACCAAGGCUCCGUCUCUUUCCACACUGGGAGUGACAUGCUGGAUUAUCUAAUGAGCCAAAAGAGAAUUGAUGCCAAAGACGGACUCCUAGUGAGCUGGUACCAUGGUGCCAACAGCAUAAGUCAGAUGAAUGAAGCACUAAACAGUGGCAUUAUGAUCCUAGAAGCAGAUGUCAAUGUGGAGGGACAUCGAACCCCCAAUCAGACAGAUUUACCAAUAAUGGCCCAUCCCCCCGAUGUUUAUAGCGAUAACACCCUACAGAACUGGAUCAACACUGUUGUAGAUUCUACAAAAGGUAUCAAGCUAGAUUUUAAAAGCAUCGAGGCUGUUGGUCCAUCUCUAGAUAUAUUACGUGCUAAGUGCUCCAAAGCUCCCAUCAACCGUCCUGUAUGGGUAAAUGCCGACAUCUUGAAUGGUCCCAACGUGUUCCUCAAUGCUGCAGUCAAUGCCAGUCGGUUCCUCCAGCUGGUCCAAGAAAAGUUCCCGGAUGUCACCAUUUCCCCUGGCUGGGUGACACUGUAUCUGCCACCUGUGAUCUCAAACAAGACAUACACAUGGGAAAUGAUCCAGCAGAUGUACAGUCUAAUCAAGGAUCUGCCGCAGAGAAUCACAUUCCCAGCUCGGGUACCUCUUACCUGGUCAGCCUGGCCCUAUUUUUACUGGCUUAUGCAGCGUUCUGACAGGUAUAGCCUUACACUAUGGCAGGGGAAGUCAGACCCGGUCACACUGAAGGAUCUGCUCUGCAUUCGAGAUAGCUCAUCACCUGAGAAGAUUUAUUAUGAUAUCUAUGAGCCUCUGCUGUCUGAGUUCAAGGAAGCUGUGUUGGGUGAAAACAGAAAGAGGUGCUUUUAUUCCGGGGGAAGUUUGCUGAAGUAUUUCCAUCCAGAGGAUGAAGAUGGACUUCUAGUGAAAUGGUACGAGGCCAAAGGCAACCUCUCUUCUGUGCUGCGUCUCCUGCGUGAGAGCUCUGGCAUGGUAACGCUCCACAUUGAGUUACAGAAAAUCAGUUCCAUCUCGGUUCCUGUGCUCAGCCUGGCAAACUCCCCAACUGUGCUCACAUUAGAGGAUUGUCUUGAGGAAAUCAUUUCCGGCCCUAAUACUUGGGGGAUUUUGCUAAAGAUAAAUGAUCAGGUGACUCUGAAUUGGACACUGACCAUACUCCGAAAGCUUCAUGACCAAAGCCCUUUGUUGUUCCCCAUCUGGAUCAGUAUGGACGUCUCUCAUGGGAGUUUCAGCACUCCAGGUUACAUUGAGGGCAAGGAAUUUAUCCGCACCAUCAAUGACAUUUUUCCUUAUGUUACAGUUGCCCCUGGAUGGCCAGUGGAAGCUCUUAGCCUGGGGUACACUGAGCUGCUUGUGCAGGACAUGCUCUCUCUAUGUGGGGGGAUAUGGCAGGACGUUUCCUUCCAGCUGAGUGCUGUAGCCUUAGGGACGUCAUGGCUGAACUCUGUGACGCUCCUGGAGGCCUCACCUUCAUUCUCUAUCACCGUGGAGCACAGUCCUGAGCAAGGCACCUUUAUGGAUGGCUAUAAAGGACUAAUGGCAAUCCGAUCUCACACAGAAAAUAGAGUCUACUAUAAACUACCACAAGACUACAGUGAAUUACUGCUAGAGAACAUAUUCACAUCAUAAUCAGAAUGGGAAUUAGUUACAUAUCUCAGGGGCAGCAGUGACAUUCCCACUGGGCUCAUUUCAGUACCUCCAUGUUGUAGCUGCAUAGGAGAAAUGACAGGACAAUUACACUGCUUGUGCCAAUCUAAUAUUAAAUAUUUAGACAGACAGCCUUAUCAAAACUGACCUGAACAUUGGGUUUAUUUAAAUAAGGGGCUCCAGCAACAGGCUUCUACUUGCAGAUGUGCCCCAUUUAAUAUAGUUUCUACCUCUGGUAAUUCCCUCGCCUCCCACAGUUUUCUACAGCACCUCCCUGUCUCUUAAGUGUCUCUGAAGAUUGUUCAUCCACCAUGGGAUUAGCUCAUCCCAGUGCUGCUAUCGCCAGGGUCAAUAUCUGCCCUCACGUUACCCUUCAACCUCAUCCUGUAUUUUGCUUUGUUUUAAAUAACCUUUUGGACUCUUAGUAGUUAAACAUUAAAUUUCAGACAUAUUCUGUCACACAUGUAUUUUAUUCCCAGCAGGCUUUGCAACAUGUAACCUCAUUGAUGUAAAAAAAACAAAACACUACCCAGAAUGAAAAGUUUAUUUUAUUGACAGUUUCACAAUGUUUAUUACAAAUAAUAUAAUGAUGCUGGUGACACUAUUGUGUUAAACUCUCACAAUUUCCUUCUAAAACACUGUAUUAAAGUUAUACAAACAGUUAUUUUAUGAACAGUCAAAAAUGAAAACUUUAUUGCAACAUGUUGUGCGCAUUUAAUUUGUAAACAGUUUUUUUCCAAUACACACACAAUACGCAUUUAUUGGCAGAUCCUAUGUUUGUAAAUGACACAUUUGUGGAAAUCAGAUAUACACAUGUAUGUUUUAUAUAAAGAACAUUUGUUAAAAACAA
Messenger RNA from Bombina bombina (fire-bellied toad), 2943 nucleotides. It is a transcript of the gene FAM151A, whose product is annotated as family with sequence similarity 151 member A. Bases 336 to 2075 code for a protein of 579 amino acids. Lineage: Eukaryota; Metazoa; Chordata; Amphibia; Anura; Bombinatoridae. The record is from RefSeq and is a predicted model, not a curated record. The transcript has 8 exons.